UCAACUUGCCUUUCCAUCUUCAAAGCCUAGUUUUUCCUUUCCUUUCCUUUCCUUUCCUUCUCUGUUUUCGAUUCUUCUCUUCUCUUUCUUUUCUUUCCCUUGCCCUUUAAAAAUACUUUCGCAGCCACUCACCAUUACGACUGUUUAAUUUCAUGCUAUUUUAGUUAUCUGAUUAUAUACUGGGAAUUCCUCUGCCGAAGUCAAACAUUUGCUUUCGUUGCUUAAGUUUCUUUUCCUGCCUCUCUGUUUCCAGGAUUUCUCUUUUCAACUGAGGAGAAGAGUUAUGAUUUGUUUUUUUUUCCUUUUUCCUUAAUUGGAAAGAAAAAUUUUGACUUUGAUUUUGGGGGGGAGUUGCAGGAGUUAUUCAAGUAUUGACUCGGCAAGUUUUGAAGCGAAAUCCGUUUCUCGUGAUGGCUACUCAGGACCAAAUUGAAGGCACAACAUUGCCCAAUGCUCUUAAAUCUGGUAUAUGCAGUUCCAAUGUUAGCCCACAAUCUGAGACUUUGACCCAGUUGCAGGAGAUAUACAAAUUUCGGCAUGAUCAUACACCCAAGGUCAGGAAACCCUAUACUAUAACUAAACAAAGGGAAAAAUGGACUGAAGAAGAGCAUCAGAAGUUUCUUGAAGCUUUAAGGCUGUAUGGUCGUGGCUGGCGCCAAAUAGAAGGUAAGUGUUCAGUGGCGAGGAAUGGAUUCACUUUUUUGCCACAGCUAUGGUUUGAACAGUUAAAGGUUGUCCGACAUUCAAAUGUUGGGUUUGAGGAUUCAAUUAAACCAGUCGAGAUACCCCCACCUCGUCCAAAAAGGAAGCCAAUACAUCCAUAUCCCCGCAAAUCUGUUGAUUCGUUCAAAGGAAUAUCAUCAUCAUCUCAAUAUGAGAGGUCUCCAUCCCCCAAUAAAUUUGUCAGAGAACAAGAUAACAAAUCGCCCACAUCAGUUUUAUCUGCAUUUGCUUCAGAUGCAAUGGGGUCUGCUGCCUCGGAGCAACAAAAUGGAUGUUCUUCCCCAACUUCUUGUACUACCAAUAUGCAGUCAAUCAAUACAUCCCCUGUUGAAAAGGAAAAUGACUAUGUGACAUCCACCUCAUCUGCAGAGGAAGAAAAAACAUCUUUGUCAUCGGGGAAAGUUUUUGGUCAUUUGGCUGUGGAAGACAUUUUGCCUACGAAAUUCAAUGAAGAUUUCAAGAACUCUAUGUGUGCUAAGGGAAAUGCAGCAAUAGUUGUGCCUUUCACAAGUAUUAAGCUUUUUGGGAAAACAGUUCAGGUGAAAGAUUCUCCUGAGCCUUCCAUAGGUGCAGAAAAUUUCAAGUCAUCAACAUCUAAGAGUGGUCAAGAGGAUGUUAAUGCUGUCAGUGAGAUGCUUGUUCAAGCAUUACCGGCAACAUACUUAGACACGCAUUUGUCACUUGGCACAGUUAUCAAUAAUUGGAAUGUGGUGCCUUCCAGAGCUAAUUUAUCCCCUUACCGGGAAAUCCACCCAGAUAAAAAUGACCAUGUUGAAUCCACCCGUGAUGCUUCUCUGCCAUGGUGGGCUUUUUACCAAGGUCUUCCCUUUUAUUACAUUACCUCAUUUAAUCAAACCCCUACAGAUUCUUGUGUCGAAGAGAUGAUGAAUGAAAAGGAAAUUCUAAAAGAAAGAUCCUGUUCUGGUUCAAAUACUGGCUCGGUUAGUCAAGCAGAAAAUAGGGAGAAGACUUCAUAUUCUGUUGAUUCCAAAUGCCAAUAUCCUUGUCCUGGGGGAAAAACAACUCCUCAAAAGUGUAGUAAGGGGUUUGUGCCAUACAAAAGGUGUUUGGCAGAAAGAGAUACAUCGUCGUCUGUGCUUGCGUCCGAAGAGCAGGAAAGGCAAAGAGCCCGAGUGUGCUCAUGAUAGCCAACGCUGUUGUUAUGAUAAUGAAAUUUUAAUGAGUUUUAAGCUAAUAGAGUUGGAAUGGCCUAGCCAGCAUGAUGGGGAAGCAGGGCGUCCGUUUGUCUGUUUAAGAUUCAAAAGUCUAAUGUAGAUUUUGCACGUCAAUCGUCACAAGUGUUGGAAAGAUAUAUGUAUGUUUUGGAUGCCAACUUGUUUUGCAGCAAUUUUUGUUA
Durio zibethinus is the source of this 2080-nucleotide messenger RNA. Its product is annotated as protein REVEILLE 7-like. NCBI's taxonomy places the organism in Eukaryota, Viridiplantae, Streptophyta, Magnoliopsida, Malvales, Malvaceae. Gene Ontology annotation, molecular function: DNA binding. The record is from RefSeq and is a predicted model, not a curated record.